Molecule: messenger RNA, 2694 nt
Organism: Penicillium griseofulvum
Lineage: Eukaryota; Fungi; Ascomycota; Eurotiomycetes; Eurotiales; Aspergillaceae
Exons: 4
Coding region: 1-2694 (897 amino acids)
Biological process (GO): nucleolar large rRNA transcription by RNA polymerase I
Cellular component (GO): RNA polymerase I core factor complex
Molecular function (GO): RNA polymerase I transcription regulatory region sequence-specific DNA binding; RNA polymerase I general transcription initiation factor binding
Source: RefSeq, a predicted model, not a curated record
AUGGGUGAAAAUACAGGCAGUGCUCUCCACUAUGGGCACGUAGGGCAAGCUAUCUAUCUUCCGGAGGAGGAGGACUGGACAUUUACACGCUCUUUUGAUAGGCCCCCGUCCAUUCAGUAUACCGGAGUAACCAAAACAAGAAUCCCGUCGCCCUUUCCCCCAGCCAAAGUGCAACCAAUACCCAGAGUACCUCCGAAAAACUCCAGGAAACUAAUCACAAACGCGCAUCCUGACCUGGCAGCAUCAUGGUCCUCCAUUCGUGAGGAACCUUUGUCCAGAGCUGUUAUAAGAACGGUUGAGCAUUAUGAUCCGGAGAUCUCUGCACUUUUCGAUAUCGGUUAUGCGGUGGACCAAAGGCGCCAUGACAAAAGGCUCCGCUCAGUUCCAAUUGCGGUGGCUGUGGCCGGAGAAGGCCGUAAUAUAAUUUCAUUCCGAACUUUGGAAGAGGAAAUUUUGGAGUUAACAUCUCCACGGAACUUAGCAUUUCGAGCUCCAACAAUCAGUGACACUGAAAUGUCUGAAUGGUCUAAGGAUGGUGCGCCAAUACGUCAAGUACACUUUGCACGUCCCUUGGACGAGAAGCCCAUGUUCAUGGCCGCUCGUCUCGCCACAGGGACUACAAUAUUCCGACCUCUUUACCACUGGGACCCUGUACCUAGGCGCAUACCGGAAGGUGCUAUGCCGGGGUUUUCCACUCCAUUACAAAACUCUCGGCUGGAUGCCAAUCCAAUUGUAGAGAUAUCUGUGUCGCGAACAGGUGACGUUUCACAUGCCGAUGUGACAUUCAACCCCUGGUAUCAGAGACAAUUCGCCAUUGUAGAUACCAGAGAUGACCAGAUUCAGCCACGCACGGUUGAGCUGGGAAUGGCAAAGAAAUCUGAGUGGGUUUUGGGCGUUCAAAGAAACACGCGCAAACCAUCACAGUUCUUCGUCCUCACUACCACUCGAAUAUUGUGGUUUGAUCUGGGAGCACUACCAGGCGAGGAUGAUACAAGCCUUUCUCUAUAUCCCCAAGUGUCCUGGAGGCACUUUCGAGACCCCGAAGACACGACUUUGCAACUUAGCGACAUAGUCGUAUACAAAGACUUAUAUCUUGUUCUAUAUUCCCAUAUCACUCGGAUGGUACAGGUAUUCCCUUGUCCCUUUAUAUCCGACGAUCGGACCGAGUCUAUAUCUGUACCCGAUCCCCUGGUGCUAGAUACGCCUCUGUUGGCGGCUAUACCGCCUAGCAAACGCGAUUCUGUCUUGCGAUUCUCGAGACUCGUGUUUAAAGAGAUUGCGCACACUGUCACACCACGGGGUAGGAGAUUCUAUGACGCCCACUUGCCAUUGUUCAAACUUUUCUGGAUGGAUUCCGAUCUUGCCGUUCACGAAUCUACUUUCACGGGCCCGCGCGGAGAUCUAGACGAGCCGGACUCGUUUCGUGAGACUAAUAUCUUGCGGCUCAGAAGGCGUUAUGCUCCGACAUCAUACAUCAGACCCACUGAUGACUUUCUUGUGGAUGAUUGGGACGAAUCAGCAACACAAAGAGCCAUUGUUCGUCGUUGCAAACCUAGAAUAGGCCGAAGUACAGGGUCAGAUUUGCAGUGGACCCUGGAUUUCUCUGGUGUCUACAAAGUAGCGACAGGGAAGACAAAACUUAGCCGGAAAACCCAAACGAACAGACAAAGGCCGAAGCCAAGGACACUUGCUGGAUGGAUGGCAAUUCUACAAAGUGAAAUGAAGAAUGGAUCGAAGCGACCUCCAGGCAAGACUAUGGUUGAAUUGACUGGCAGGAGAAUUUUGGCAGAUGGUCUUGAUGAAAGUGCAGUUGAUGUGAAACGACUCAUUUCAGCACUCGUGCCUGAACACCCUGACCCCGAUGCUCAUUGUCGGUAUAUGCUUCUAUCGGUCCCAUUCUCAAACAAGAGUUAUCUCCCAGCCAAACUGUCAGGCGAAGUGGGCAGGGAUCUUCUAAGUGCCUAUGAUCGAAUGGUCGACAAUUGGAUGUCUACUCUGCCUCGCAUCAUCCCCGUGCAUAUACGACUCAUGAAAGAGAGAGUCAUUCGGGGGGUUGCUGCCGAUCUUAUCCUUUCACGCCUAGUCAAAAUGUCUACCUCAUUGGAUGGCGUCAUGCUAUCCAAGCCCGCUGAUCCCAUUGAAGAACAAGCAAUUGAGAAGGCAAAUGAGAAGGCCGCGGCACAUAACAAAUAUUUGCAAUCGACCUACUUCGCAUUAUUAUCAUCACAAAUGUCAAAGAACCACUCAAAGGGCAAAAAUCGAGCCUCUGGACCCAAACGGGACAAGCCAGUGCCGCAGUCCAAGUACAGUGCAGUACCGGUAUUAAGUGGCCUUUCAGCAUUCGUCAAAUUCAAGACUCAACGUCCAACACCACGAAAUGUGGCAAACCUUCUCUCCCACUGGCCGGUGGGAACUAAUCCCAAAAACUAUGAAUGGGAUAGAAUCGAAGACGAGGAGACGCGGAGUUCAAAGGCAACCAAGAACAAACGGAAGAAGCGUUCCCAAACUCGUGACCAAUCGCUCCCUCCGACUCCGACAGUUCCCAUAGUCCGAACAUGGGGCAGUCAGCCACUUGCACCUCCUCGUAUCAACAGUAGUCAGCUGGAUAUAUCGAUGACCCAAAUGGAGCGAGGAACUUUUGGAGCUCGCACACUCAAGAAGCCCAAGAAGAAGAAGAGACAAGCUGGAUUUUAA